Lecanosticta acicola is the source of this 804-nucleotide messenger RNA. The record is from the annotation of a GenBank genome assembly. NCBI's taxonomy places the organism in Eukaryota, Fungi, Ascomycota, Dothideomycetes, Mycosphaerellales, Mycosphaerellaceae.
AUGAGUACAGCAGAUCCCUUUGAAGUGCGAAUGCGCUUCACAAGCCAACUCCAACACCUCAACGCGAGCACAUCCUCCGCAACAAAAGCCGCCAACUACGCCCUCCGCUUCGGCGAAUUCAGCGACGACCUCCAUUCCUGCAUUCUCGAGCAGCUCGAACGAAACAACAUGAACAAUCGCGCCAACAUAAUGUAUUUCCUCCCUGCCCUCUGCGACACCGCCAAGAAUCAAAAUGAUUUGACCUACGUGCGCAUGAUGGAGCGAGACAUCCUCCGCAUCGUGGAUCUCGUAGCGCCGGACGAUGGCUCCGGAGCGGCAAAUGUGAAGGUGGUGAGGAAAGUCUUGGGCGUGCUGGAGGGCAAAGGAUUUCUCAUGGGACAGACUGUGAAGGAAUUGGAAGAGUGUAUUGCCGGGAGGGACAGCGUGCCCGGGGCGCCUUCAUCGCCCGUGAAGAGUCUGGGAGCUGCUGGGGUCGAGGAUGCCACGACACAUGCGGUGAGAUCGACGCCGCUUUCCGUCUCGAAUGCGAGGGAUCAUGCGGGUGCUGGGGGAUACUAUAAUCCUGGGAUAAGGUUGGAUAAGAGACAGAUUGAACAGCGGAUUGAAGAGGAUCGGGAGCGGCAUAAAAGGGCUCGGGAGGGGAUAUGGGCGAUCCCACAGUCGGAGGGAGCGGCCAAUCUGGCUGUGGAUGAGGAAUUCGGGAGGAUAUGGGAAGAUGGGAGUGAUGUUGAUGAGGAUGAUUAUCGGAUGGCGAGGGAAGAGGCGGAGGAGAGGAGAAGGCAUUUGGAAUAUGAUGAUUAUUGA